AUGGGUGCCACGUCCCCGGUAUCAGAGUCGCCCUUGACAGUCGGUGCCAUGAGCAAAAGAGGCUCAGGUCUCGGCUGGCUGUCUAACAAGGGCAUCGUCCAGCUCAACAUGAUGUUGGUCCUGUUUCAGGUGUCCAGCUUUGCAACGGGAUACGAUGGCUCUAUGAUGAAUGGACUUCAAUCUCUUACUUCCUGGAAAGAAUCUUUCAACAAUCCUGGCGCUUCUGAACUAGGACUAUUGAACGCGAUACAAAAUGUGGGCCAAUUGAUUACAAUGCCCAUCUGUGCUUACAGCUGCGACAAAUUCGGUCGACGUCCCGUGCUUUUUGCUGGGGCAUGCAUCCUCGUUAUCGGAGUAGCCCUUCAAGCUGCAGCACAGAAUGUGGGCAUGUUCAUUGCUGCGCGCGGGAUCAUUGGUAUGGGAUUGGUUUUGAACAUCACGGCUGCGCCUCUCCUUCUCUUGGAACUAGCUUUUCCUCGGCAACAAGGUCCUCAAGUGGCCAUUUACAACAGUCUCUGGAACCUCGGUGCCUUGGUCGCAGCUUGGAUCACAUUCGGCUCCUUCCGAAUUCCGAGCACGUGGGCAUGGCGUCUCCCACCUUUGCUCCAAGGUCUGUCGAGCGUCAUUCAAUUGGGCUUCUGCUUCUUGAUCGAAGAGUCACCGCGCUGGCUUCUCAGCAAGGAAAGAGACGAAGAGGCGCGAAAAUUGAUCUGCAAGUACCAUGCAAACGGCGACGACUCGGAUCCUCUCGUCACUCUGGAAAUGGAGGAGAUCCGCACUGCUCUUCGACUCGAACUGGAAGCACGACGUAAUACAUCCUACUUGACUUUCUUCCAAACCAAGGCCAACAUCCGACGGUUCAUGAUCAUCAUCUCCGUGGGAUUCUUCUCACAAUGGAGCGGCAAUGGACUCAUUUCCUAUUAUCUGACGCUCAUCCUCGACUCCAUCGGCUAUACUGCCGAAAGCACACAGACAUUGAUCAACGCUCUCCUGACCCUGUGGGGCAUGAUCUGGAGUCUUGUCUUUGCCUCUGUCAUGAACCGCUUCGGACGUCGCACUUUGUUCCUCAUCUCAACGGCAGGCUGUCUGGCCGUCUACGUCGUUUGGACUGCCCUGGAGGCUACAUACGAGAUUCAGACCUCGCUGAACGGCACUGGAGGCGAUGGGUAUGCCAAGGGAGUCUUGGCCAUGAUCUUUCUGUACACAUUCUUCUUCUCGGUCGGAUGGACUCCGCUGCAGGUGACGUACUGCAUCGAGAUCCUCCCGUUCGAUCUACGCGCCCGCGGUCUGGUGCUGUACAAUCUCUGCGUUGCGAUCGCCGGGAUUUUCAACCAGUACGUCAACCCGAUUGGGGUCACGAACAGCAAGUGGAAAUACUACAUCACGUACGACGUGUGGCUGGCCUUUGAAUUGGUGGUGGUUUAUUUCCUCUUUGUGGAGACCGGUAAUCUGAGUCUUGAAGAAAGUGCCGUUAUCAUGGAUGGAGAGGAAUACGAGAACAAACUCAUCGAGGCCACAGCAUCUAUGGCGGAGAAAAAGCUUGGUACUGAUCAAAUGAUCACGGUCACAGUUCAGACAGAUGGAACUCCGGCGAAGUAG
This is a messenger RNA of Penicillium diatomitis, 1599 nucleotides long. Its product is annotated as sugar transporter. Gene Ontology annotation, biological process: carbohydrate transport; transmembrane transport. The record is from RefSeq and is a predicted model, not a curated record. The coding region runs from base 1 to 1599 and encodes 532 amino acids. Lineage: Eukaryota; Fungi; Ascomycota; Eurotiomycetes; Eurotiales; Aspergillaceae. Gene Ontology annotation, cellular component: membrane. Gene Ontology annotation, molecular function: carbohydrate:proton symporter activity. The transcript is spliced from 2 exons.